Messenger RNA from Aspergillus luchuensis, 231 nucleotides. RefSeq lists its product as uncharacterized. Bases 1 to 231 code for a protein of 76 amino acids. NCBI's taxonomy places the organism in Eukaryota, Fungi, Ascomycota, Eurotiomycetes, Eurotiales, Aspergillaceae. The record is from RefSeq and is a predicted model, not a curated record. The transcript has a single exon.
AUGCUUCGCACAGAACUCCUGUACCGGUGGUUAACGGAGACCAUCGACUUGCUCAAUGAACUCAAUAACCCGGAGAUAGUAAAGCCCCCUGCCGACAUUGUCAGCUGCUCAAUAAAGGUUCCAUAUCUUCUAGACGAGCUCUUGGCUCACGCUGCCACGCACCUCAGUGUCAUCCGCCCUGAACAGCAGGACUAUUACCGUACACACGCGGCCCACUUGCAGAAUCAUUGA